AUGACUGAUUAUUAUAAGAUUUUAGAGCUUGACAGAAGAGCUACAAAUGAUCAAAUAGUGUCAUCUUUCAAGCGCCUUGCUAAGAAGUUUCAUCCAAUGAACAGUAAGAUUGACAUGGCUACUAAUGCUAAACAAUUCGCUAAUGUGUGAGAAGCAUUUGAAGUACUCUCAAACGAAAAAUACAAGGCCAUCUUUGAUGCCUAUGGAGAGAUUGUACUCAAGCAUGGAUUUGAUCCAAAGCUCAAGAUGAACUUUGAAGGAGCAUACCAGUUCAAAGGAAACGCUACUGAAAUAUUCAAUGCUUAUUUUGAUACUGGAGUAGAGUUCAGAGAGAAAGAGGAUAAUCGUGAAACUAACUAUCUCAAUUAUUUCGAUAAAAUUGAAGAUGCUAAGAGAGCCCAAGAGGAGGAAGAAAGGAAAAAGAAAAGACCUAGAGACCUUGAAACCAUCAUAGAGUGCAAGUUCUCAGAUAUUAUUGAUGGAAAAUUGGUUAAGGAAGUUGUCCUUGAUGGAAAAUAUAUACCAACAGACAGAGGCUCUCUGUUUUCUCUCAACUUGCAUCAUAUUCUGAUUCCUCCAAAAAAAGCUAACCCUGAAGUACCUUAUCCAUUCAAACUUACUGAUCUGCUUGAGAGCCAUCCUAAGGUAGUCAAAGCUUUAGCUUGCAAGUACUUGAACAUCCCUCUUGACUUGGUAAACCCAAAGACUGUUAUCAAAAUUCCUGGAGAAGGGUACCCUUUCAUCCAGAAAACUUUGAUUGAUGAUCCAGAGAGUAUCGAGCCAGAUGGAAAGCUAACUGUCAUGAAAGAAGCCAGAGGAGAUCUCUACAUAAAAUUCUUGAUCAAGUUCCCAACUAAAAUGACUCUUAAAGAAAGAGAGAAGAUGGUAGAAGUUCUAAAUGAUGAAUAA
Messenger RNA from Moneuplotes crassus, 909 nucleotides. Lineage: Eukaryota; Ciliophora; Spirotrichea; Euplotida; Euplotidae. The record is from the annotation of a GenBank genome assembly.